Messenger RNA from Megachile rotundata (alfalfa leafcutting bee), 460 nucleotides. RefSeq names its product short neuropeptide F. The record is from RefSeq and is a predicted model, not a curated record. Lineage: Eukaryota; Metazoa; Arthropoda; Insecta; Hymenoptera; Megachilidae.
AUUGUGCUAUAAAUAUAAAAAUUGACUAUUUUGUUCUUAGAUAAUUAUAACAAGAUGUUAUCUGCAUCCUGUAUGAAAGCAAUCUUCAUCUUCGCCAUGAUUGGUUUCGUUUUUGGCGUCGAAAGUUAUAUGGACUAUGGAGAUGAAAUAUCAGAUAAAACACCAGCGGAAAAUAUUCACGAACUUUAUAGACUUUUACUACAACGCGCUGGUUUAGAAAAUCCUGGAUAUAAUGAAGCUCCAUUCGAACAUUUAAUGAUUCGUAAAUCUCAGCGAUCACCUUCAUUGCGCUUGCGUUUUGGACGUUCAGAUCCUCAUCUAGCUAUGCGACUACUAUCCAGACAAAUGAGCGCCAUUGCACCACCAAGAUUUGAAGAUAAUUAAGUAAAAAUGUAGUUUAUUCAUUUAUUUAUUUCUCCUUUUUAUGUACGCUAGCUGUAAACAUGAUAAUUAUUGACUG